This is a messenger RNA of Zophobas morio, 1460 nucleotides long. RefSeq names its product zinc finger protein 711-like. The record is from RefSeq and is a predicted model, not a curated record. Gene Ontology annotation, biological process: positive regulation of transcription by RNA polymerase II. Lineage: Eukaryota; Metazoa; Arthropoda; Insecta; Coleoptera; Tenebrionidae. Gene Ontology annotation, cellular component: nucleus. The transcript has 2 exons. The coding region runs from base 108 to 1442 and encodes 444 amino acids.
UAUCUAACCUAAAAAUUCCAAUUUGUAAAAUGAGCCCUUUCACGAUUUUGUUUGAAUUAUAACAUUAUUAAGAAUGUUUAUUAAAAAACAAGAUUAACCAGACAUCGAUGUGGACCCAAUCUGAAAAGUUUUACAGCAUGAAAUCUCUAUCUAAUAUUGUUCAUAAAUGCCAGAUGUGUUCGUUCUUCACAACCUUACCGCUUUUUAUGGAAAGUCAUUCCAAACGCAACCAUUCUUUAAUGAUACAUUUCAGCUGUGAUGACAAUGUAGAAACUUAUCGCUGUCAUGACUGCAACUUCCAGACAGAUUUUAUCAUUACUUUGAAGAAACAUGUUAAAGAGUGUCACCCAAGUGGAACGAACAACCUCCAGCCAGAUAUCAAUUACAGUAUUCAGAAUUACAGUUGUAAAAAUUGCGAUCUAGAAACCCAUUCUUCGAUUAAAUUUCUCCAGCACAAUACAGCUUGUCAAGAUGCUCAGCAACCAACACCCAAUUUAAAAUUACACAAAACUGGAACACAUUUACAAAAAGUUUGCUGGUAUCCAUGUGAAAAAUGUACUUACAAGGCCAAAUCAAAAGUUCAUUUAAGAAAACACGUCUACGCCAAACACACAGACGAAAACGACAUCAAAUGGCAGAAGUGUAAUCAUUGUCCACAUAUGGCAAAAACCUCAGAACAUUUAAAACGUCAUAUAAAGCACCAACAUUUGGGUGAUAAAACCCAGUGGUAUCACUGUGAGAAAUGCCCGCACAGAACCAAAUAUAAACAUGGAAUAAAAAUGCACAUGAGAAAUGUACACAGUGAACAAAAACCAGUACAAUGCGAAAAGUGUUCACGCGCUUUUAAAAGUAUGACUGGCUUAAGAACUCACACGCGUCUCAUGCACAUGAAUUUGCAGGGCCUCAAGUGUGAGAAGUGUCCUUACAGGACAUUACGUCCAAAGGAUUUAAAAGCUCAUGUAAUUAACAAACACUUGGACGACAGCCAGAUUCAGUGGCAUCAAUGUGAACAAUGUCCAUACAAAACUAAAACCAGAUUGGUUUUUAGACAACACGUACGUGAAAUACAUCAAGAUGGUAAGAAAUAUCGCUGUGAUCACUGUACAUUUAAAUCACGUAGUUCGUUGAGAUUAGUAGACCAUAUAAACACCAAACAUUCACAAGGCAGUGAAAUUAAGUGGUAUCAGUGCACAAAGUGUUCUCAAAAAUAUAAAUCUAACUCAAGUUUAAGACAGCACCUGCGCGUGCAGCAUGAGGAAUUCCGUGGAAGGUAUAAGUGUGAUCAGUGUGAUUUUAAGUCAGGUAGUUCGCAAUGUUUAAAAGACCAUAUAAAUUGCAAACAUUUAUGUGACACUGAAGCUGAGUGGUAUCAGUGCGAAAAAUGUCCAUUUAAACAUAAAAAUAAAUUGUCUUUGAGGCAGCACAUACGCUUGAUACAUUGAGGUGUUCAGUCAAUAUAA